Messenger RNA from Harpegnathos saltator (Jerdon's jumping ant), 1337 nucleotides. RefSeq names its product Transmembrane protein 43 (gene Tmem43). The record is from RefSeq and is a predicted model, not a curated record. Gene Ontology annotation, cellular component: nuclear inner membrane. Lineage: Eukaryota; Metazoa; Arthropoda; Insecta; Hymenoptera; Formicidae. Gene Ontology annotation, biological process: nuclear membrane organization; lipid metabolic process. The transcript is spliced from 6 exons. The coding region runs from base 102 to 1322 and encodes 406 amino acids.
UGGUCAAUUUUUGUUGCGUCCUGUGUAGACGGGCCGUUAUAGGGGGUAAAGAAAACCUAUCUUCAAAUAGUAUAACUCCAUUGAUAAUAAGUAUCAUUGAGAUGUAUCGCACAAAUCAAAAUAGCCAAUCCCAAAGAGGAAAUACCGAUAGAUUCAGUCAGAACCGUCCCCCUGGCAGACAAACUACCUCUAUGAAUGUGCCAACAACAAUUUCUGAGCAAUUUAAAGAAUCAUGGCUCACAGUUAUAAUUGGAUCUAUAAUGUUUGCUAUUGGAAUGUGUCUUUUAUUUUGGAACGAGGGGAGAGCUGUGAGAGUUGCAUAUUCUUUGGAUGAGGCUUUGCAGAAUAUAGUUGUAAUUUCUAAUCCAACGGUAUUAUUGCCUGAGUAUCAAGGCUGUUUGAUAUACUUGUCGGGACACUUGGUAAUCUCAGAGCCACUAACGGAGCCAGAUUAUGGAAUUGUUAUGUCUAGUGUGAAAUUGAAAAGGAGAGUUCAGAUGUAUCAGUGGGUUGAAAUUGAAGAAGAAAGAAGUUACGGUGGUAUGACAGAAGAUGAAAAACACUAUUAUUAUACAACAGAGUGGAAGGAUAAACUUGUAGAUUCAGACCACUUCUACAUUCGCACAGGUCAUCAUAAUCCAAAGGAAAUGCCAAUCAAGAGCCAGUUGCAGAUUGCAGAUGAGGUAAAGAUUGGUGCAUAUACAUUUGGAGCAGAACUAAAAAAGAAGUUUAAUGACUUUAUGGAAGUUACCAGUGAUGAAAGACCAGAACGAAAGGACAUCAAAAUGCAUUCAGGAUUGUAUUACCAUAGUGUAGAUUUGUGGAAUCCACAAGUAGGAGACAUUAGAAUACAAUUCUCUUACGCAGGAAAAAGCGGAGAAGUUUGUUCAGUGGUGGGUUUACUAGAGAAAGAUGUAAUCAAACCAUAUUACACGCACCAUGGUGAAGAAAUUUUGUUACAGCGAAAACACAAGAUUUCGGUCGAUCAAAUGUUCCACUUGGAGCAUGUCCACAAUUAUUGGCGAACUUGGACCAUCAGAGGAUUAGGGUGGCUAGUGCUCUUUGUGGCAGCGACGUGUUUGGCAAAUAUACUAAAAACCAUUAUACUAAACUCGACAUUCCUUUGUGGUAUAAUAGCGGUUGAAUCUCUGACUAUAUCAGUGUCCAUGUCCAUCAGUUUGCUAGUGAUCGGUUUUGCUUGGGUAUGGUAUCGACCAGUGAUUGGUCUCUGUUUGGCACUCGCAUCUAUUCUACCUUUUAUCUACUCAACUCUAACAACCAGAUCUACAUCCCAACAGCGUGAAAAUUAUAGAAGAUUAUAGAUUAGAUAUAUACGA